AUGAAGAUCUUUCUGACAGGGGCGACUGGGUACGUAGGCGGAGAAGCGCUGUACAAUCUCUACCACUCGGGGGACUCACACGACAUUGCCGUGCUCAACCGCCAUGCUGAAAGCGAUAAGUCCAUCUUGGAAGCUUUCCCAAAAGUGCGAGUGGUUCAGGGCGACCUGGACGACACAGAGCUCAUCGAGAAUGAAUCCAAAGCCGCAGAUAUAGUCUUCCAUCUGGCCAGCACCAAACACCUUCCAAGCUCGCAGGCAAUCAGCAAAGGGUUGAGUAGUCGAGAUAAGCCAAGCUUCUGGGUCCAGAUGUCUGGUGCCUCCAUGUUCUCCGUCCCCGACAUUGAGCAUAAGUCGUAUGGCGAGCCGCCGUCCGAGAUUAUCAACGACGUUGACGACACAGAGAAGAUCCGCAAGAUUAUCACCGACAACCCAGCCCGGACUGUGGACCAUCUGGUGCUUUCACAAGAUCGGGUGAAGACAGCCCUGAUCAUCGGUCCAUUGAUCUACGGCACUGGUCGAGGACCCGGCAACACGAGAAGUAUCCAAGCCCCUGAGAUGGCACGGGUUACGCUUCAACAAGGAGAGGGCUUCCGUGUUGGCGCUGGGAAGAGCGCGUGGAGCAAUGUUCACGUCCAGGAUCUGGGUUUGCUAGCAGCUGACUUGGCGAAAGCCGCAGCAGAGGAUAGAAGUGGGUGCUGGAAUCAUGAUGGAGUGUAUGCCGUUGAGAAUGGCGGUUUGGAAUUUGGAGAGCUGGGCGAGCUAAUUGCAAGGGAAGCACAUGCUCAAGGGUUGAUCAAAUCGUCGAAAGUUACGCACGUCAUGUCGGCAGACGAAGCAAACAAAGCCAUGCCAGCUGGGGCUAUUUUCUGGGCCACGAACGCAGUGACAGUUGCCACGCGGGCGAGAAAGCAGUUGAACUGGGAACCAUUGCAGCCCAGCCUCACCGAGACGGUGGAGGAGGUCGUAGAGAUCGAAGCCAAGAGGUUGAAGUGA
Messenger RNA from Zasmidium cellare ATCC 36951, 993 nucleotides. RefSeq lists its product as uncharacterized. Bases 1 to 993 code for a protein of 330 amino acids. NCBI's taxonomy places the organism in Eukaryota, Fungi, Ascomycota, Dothideomycetes, Mycosphaerellales, Mycosphaerellaceae. The transcript is spliced from 5 exons. The record is from RefSeq and is a predicted model, not a curated record.